AGCUAACACAAUCUCUCCUUACUCUCUCCCAAUCCUCUAUUCAAACGAGAAUUCUGUUCGAGGGGUCCGGAAUUUGGUGACGAAAAGGAAGAUGGUAAUGAGAAUAAAAACCCCCCACCAACAUUCUCUUCUGCAAAACAAAAAAAACUUGUCUUGUUUUUUUGUUUCUCUCUCUUUCUCUCUCUCUCUCUCCCCUCAAUGGGUUUUCUCUUUGAUAGAGCUUCGAGCUUGAAUUCUUCAAUGGCGGCUGUCUAAUUCCACCCUUCAUUUCCGACAAAGCUUUCUUUCUCUCAUAGUUUCAUGGAGGAUUGAAUCAGAGCUCACGCCAAACGACGCCGUUUUCCGAUGCAUGGUUAUGUAUCUGAUAUGCACAAAAAGGAUUUGAAGAUGUGUUUGCCAUUUGCUGAUAUUGAUGAUCUUCGUAAGAUGGAUGAACGUAUACUCUCGGUCCCGCCGGUGUAUGAUUCGAGUUUCGACGAGCAGCGAGGUGAAAGACGUUGGCAAGAGAGUUCUGAUAUGGCUGCAGAUCAAGGUUUUAUCUUUGAUGGCUGUCGAGAUGUAAUCAGUGGAAGAACAAUGGCUGGUUAUGCUUCUAAUUCCAGUUGUGAUCGGAAGGGAAAGAAACUUGAAGUUGCAGAUAACUGUAAUGUUGCUCUGAUAUCACAAACCGAGCCAGGUUGUGCAAGUCCUGAAGUUCAUGAUAUUGAGCCUGAGAAAAGCCUUGCAGCUCAUCUAAAUGGACACUUAAACAUAGACCAAGAACAUCAUACUGCUAAACUUCAAGAAACUGGAGAUGCUUCCAUGGAAUCCUUUGAAAGCAAAGUUUCAUCAUCCGAAAGUGCUGAAUCAGUCGGAAACAGUCUUCAUCGUCGUCGUUAUCAAGGAACGUCGCGUCGUCGACGAGCCCCAAAGUUUCGUCUAUUGACCGAAUUGCUAGCAGAAAGUGAAAACAAGAAAGCUAAACAACCUGAAAGUUCUCCAUCCAAUGUCACUGCCAAGGCAUCACGGCAGGCAGCUCCGAAGUCCGUAAAGCCAUCUCGAACAAGUAAGUAUGCAGCCGAUCGUGCUGCUAUCUUAGCACACGACAACGAGUUUUCGAGCCGAAAUUCACGGUCGACGUCGUUGAAUGCCAUGGAAUCUAAAUCUAGUACAUCUAUGAAUCCAAAUUCAAGCAAGGAGUCUCUCAAUAACUAUGCCAAUCUACAAAGGAACCACAAACGAAUCCGUCGUGGUCGUCGUCGAGGAGAAAAUGAGCAGCCAUCUGACCGUGGGUCGUCCGAUGACAUCCCGAUGGAAAUCGUCGAACUAAUGGCGAAGAAUCAAUACGAAAGACGUAUUUCUGAUGCAGAGAAUCAUAUGCUUUGGCAUAAUGCUUCUAUUCAUUCUCAAGAGGAAUCAUCAAAUGGUUAUGAUAUACAAUCUUCUGAAGGAUUCAUAGAUCAUUUACCUGUUUCAGAACAGAACAAAGAACAAGCUUGUUCAUGGUCUUCUUUUGAAGCACAUAGCCACAAACUUGCAGAGAGUUCAUUUCCUAGCCGUCCUAACGUGGUUGAGCGUCAUCAAGAUCGUGUCGAUUCGAACGAGUUGUACUCGGACGAAACCAUAUCAGCAAUGCACUUGCUUAGCCUCAUGGAUGCCAGGACUCCAUCUAAUGCACCCUUCCAGCUUAGUACAGGAUUUGAAACCGAUACCAAUUUCUCCGGUCGGGCUGUCUCUAAGUCUCGAAAUGGAUCGAAAAUGAAAUGCUCAGCUCCAUCUGCGUCGAGCAACGACCGAAAGCCGUUAACAGGAACUCCGAAGAACAAGACAAGCAUUUCUGAGACUGAAACAUGUAGUGUCAACAAAAAUCCUGCAGAUUUUAGCUUUUCUGAAGCAGAAAAUACAUACAUGAUUGGAGGUAGAAGUCCUGUUUCUAAGAACAGAUCUAGCUCUGUUCGUUCCGAUGAUCGGUCGAAACGGCCGAGGAUCGUGUAGCACGAUACCGAAAGGCUACAUGGAUCAAAUAGACACAGAUAAAUCUGGUGCAAUCCUUCCUGGAAGGAUGUUUGGACAUAUUAAGCUUGUUUUGAGCAAAUUUCUGCUAACUGAGCCAUCCUUAGCAUAGCAACAAGAUCUUGGUGUCUUCAUGGGCUAUGGGGAAGGUUGCUAGAAAUUCUGGCUUUUGUACUUCUAGUUUUUUAUUUAUAAUAUGUUCAGAGCAUAUUUGUAACAGCUUAGCUACUGCUCGUAUAUAUUAUCUGCAUUCGCCUA
Cucurbita pepo subsp. pepo (vegetable marrow) is the source of this 2250-nucleotide messenger RNA. Lineage: Eukaryota; Viridiplantae; Streptophyta; Magnoliopsida; Cucurbitales; Cucurbitaceae. The record is from RefSeq and is a predicted model, not a curated record.